Messenger RNA from Alligator sinensis (Chinese alligator), 9958 nucleotides. It is a transcript of the gene AKAP12, whose product is annotated as A-kinase anchoring protein 12. The transcript has 3 exons. The record is from RefSeq and is a predicted model, not a curated record. Gene Ontology annotation, molecular function: calmodulin binding; protein kinase A binding. Gene Ontology annotation, cellular component: cytoplasm. NCBI's taxonomy places the organism in Eukaryota, Metazoa, Chordata, Crocodylia, Alligatoridae. Gene Ontology annotation, biological process: signal transduction; regulation of protein kinase C signaling. Bases 211 to 6249 code for a protein of 2012 amino acids.
UGGCCACAAAGGACUAUCUGCCAAGUCAGAGGGAUUGCUGAAACACAACUUCAGUCUGGUUUUCUCAUCAGACAGAGAAAGAUUCAUUGUGGCUUGGUUAGCACCAGAGGCUGUUCUGCUGUCCACUCUUGAUUACACUGAGAUUUCCCAAUACAGAAAUAAGGGAGCAUCAAAAGAACGGAGUUUUUUUGUCAUCAGAAUAAUUUUAAAAUGCUGGGGACCAUAACUAUCACAGUUGGACAAAGAGAACCUACAAAUGUGAUUCUAAAAGAAGAGAUAGCUGAAAAUAUGGAGACUACCCAAUCAGAAGCAACUGAUAAAGAUGACAAAGAUGGUGUGAAAGAAGAUCAGAUGGAUGCUCAAGAUGCUACGGAACAGUUACCAUCACCAGAUGAAAAAGUAGAAGAGAUGGAACAAUCCAGUGAACCACAAUCUAAUGAUGUUGGAUUUAAAAAGGUUUUUAAAUUUGUUGGAUUCAAAUUUACUGUUAAAAAGGAUAAGACUGAAAAAUCUGAACCUGUUCAGCUACUGACUGUAAAAAAAGAAGACCUAGUGUCUGCAGAUGGAGCAGGAGAUCAUAAAGAAGUCCAGCUAGAAGAGGUGGAAGAAGCAACACAAAGUGAAGUAACUCAUCCUGUAGAAAAGAUUGAAGAAACAACUGAGAGUGAGGAGAGGAAAGAUGAGUCUCCUCCUGAAAAGCUGGCAGAAAGUCCAAGUGAGGAAGCAGAAGGGAGCAAAGUGGCAGAAGUUAAAAAAGAUCCUAGCAAGUCACCAGAGUCUCCAACUGCAUUAGUUAACGAAACCUCAUCACCACUAAGGAAAUUCUUUACACAAGGUUGGGCAGGGUUUAGGAAAAAGACAAGUUUCAGGAAGCCUAAAGAUGAUGAACAGCAGUCUCCUGAGAACGAAAAAAACGAGCAAGAAAAGGACGGGGCAGAAAUUGCAGUAGAACCAAUUGAGAAAGAGAAAAUUGAGGAAGAAAAGCAAGAACAAGACAAUGAGGUAGUAGAGAUCCCUACAGAAACAAGUGAGAGAGAGAAAACAGAGAAAGAAAAACAGGACCAAGGAAAGGAUGUCACAGAUGUCCCACUACAAGCAAGUGAGAAAGAAAAAACUGAUAAAGAAGAGCAAGAGCAGACAGUAGCAGAGAUCCCCACAGAAGUGAGUGAAAAGGAGAAGAGAAGUAAGAAAGAUGUGCAAGAGCAAGAAAGAGAUGUUGCAGAGACCCCAGAAGAAACAACAUUGAAAGAAGUUACUGUUCUUUCUGAACAGCCAGUUCUACAGGAGACCACUGUAAGUGUCAACAAGGAAUCUGAGGGAUCUUUUGAAGAAAAAAUAGAACAAGUGAAAGAAUAUAAAAUAGCCCUAGAGGAGAAAACUGAAUUAUAUUCUGAGGAGAAAUCUGAACUAGAGGCUCCAUUGUCAACUGAAGUCUUUGCUGAAAAAUCUGAAGGAAAAAUGCAAGAAAAAUCUGAGCCAGUAGCUCCAUUGGCAAUGGAAGUUUUUGAUGAGAAGGUAGAGACAAUGGUAGAAGCUUGUGUUAGUACUGUAGAAGAGAAAGUGAUUAAAGCACAUGAGGCGGAACUAGCCCUUGAUUUAUCUGCAGCUGAACAGAGGCCCUCCUCAGUUCCUGAGCAGUCAUUUGAAGGAGAUACUGACCUAAAGAAAGUCCAACCAACUGAUGAAGUUCUAAAGGACAAAGAAACAGUCUGCAAAAUAGAGAAUGAUCUCAUCAAACAAACAGAACCAGUCUCUGAAGAUGUAGCUGUAUGUAAGCCACCAGAAGGUAUUACAAAUGAGGUUGAAAUGUUGUCAUCACAAGAGAGAGCCAAAGUCCAAGGCAGCCCAUUAAAGAAACUGUUUACAGGUACUGGCUUAAAGAAGCUUUCUGGAAAGAAGCAUAAAGGAAAAAGAGAAGAAACUAAGUUGGGAGAACCAGCAGCUCAAAUUCAGCAUCUGUCUGAUUCUCUAGAAAGCCCAGAUGAGCCAAAAGCAGAGAGCUCAGCCUCUUCCCCUGAAGAGUCAACUGAGAUUCCGUCCGUUGAAAAAGACAUCAAUGCAAUCCGGGCAAGUGAAAAUGAAGAAGGAAUAAUUUUAGACACAGAGCGGAAGAGAGAAAAUGUUACUCCAUGGGCAUCAUUUAAAAAGAUGGUGACUCCAAAGAAACGUAUAAGGAGGCCUUCCGAAAGUGACAAAGAAGAAGAAAUAGAUAAAGGAAAAACUGCCACCCUUUCUUCUACUAAAAGUGAAAAUCAGGAAGAAGCUAAAGAAAACAGUGAGGACCUGAAGUUAGAAAAAAACACAGAAGACCCAAAACGUAAAGUCGAUACUUCAGUAUCAUGGGAGGCCUUCAUUUGUGUAGGAUCCUCUAAGAAAAGAGCUAGAAAAUCAUCAUCAUCUGAUGAGGAAGUAGGACAGAAGCCUGCUCAAGAAGGCCAAAAAAUAGACGAAAGUGGAGAAAACAAAGACACCGCAGCAGACACCAUGCUUACCAGUUCACAGGAAAGCGAUCACGGGCAUGGAGGUUCCUCAGCAGAAGAAACUGGAAGUCCAUCCGAAGGUGAGGGUUUCUCAACAUGGGAAUCGUUUAAAAGAUUAGUCACUCCGAGAAGAAAGUCCAAAACUAAAAUGGAGGAUAAAAAUGAAGAACCUGUCACUGCUGCUAGCAUAGAACAUUCUACUUCUGAUGGGGAGCCUGGAAAGGAAGAGUCUUGGGUCUCAUUUAGAAAAUUAAUGCCUGGCCGAAGGAAGAAAAAGUCAGACGGAAAACUAGAACAAGCUCGUGUUGAUGAAGUUGGAGAAAUAUUAGCAGAAACUGCAGAGGAAGACUCUGAUGUUCCAGCCGUUGUUCCUUUGUCGGAAUAUGAAGCAGCUGAACGAGAAAAAAUUGAAGCCCAAAUGGCAGUCCAAGCUGAAGCAGCACAGGAGGGAACUUUAGAGGAAGAAAAAGCUGAAAAAUUACAAGAUGCCUUAGAAACUGACCAAUCCAAUGAAGGACUUGUUCAUGCAGUUACUGUGACAGUUGUGGAGGGGGAAAGAGCAGUUACCAGUAUUGAAGAAAGAUCACCAUCCUGGAUAUCUGCUGCGGUGACAGAAACUAUUGAACAGGUGAAAGAAGAAGAAAAACCAGCUGAGCAGAUAUCUGAAGCAGAAGUCAUUGUAGAGGAAACAGUAGUGGUUACUAAAACUUUGCCUGAGAUGAGAAAGGACACAAGUGAUGAUACUCUAAUGAGUGAGUUGGAGUUGACUUCAGAAGCUGUUACAGCUCGGGAAGAAGCAACAGAAGUUUCCUGUGCUGAAGAAGCAACAGAAGUGUCUCUUGCUGAGGAGACAACCGAGAUGGUGUCAGCAGUCUCACAGUUACCUGAAACUCCAGAUACUACUGAAGAAGUUACACCUGUGCAAGAGGUAGAUGGCACCGAGCAAAAUUUGGAAGAAUUAAACAAACACACACGAGAAAUUCUUGAGGAAGUUGCAGAAAGAGUUAAGCUGUCAGAUGAAGCACAGGUGAUUAGUGAAGAAACUGUGAUAGAAGUAGUCACUCAGACUGCACAGGAGAUUGGAUUAGAAAUAGAAGAUGAAGCUAAGGAGAUAACACUCAUAUCCCAAGAAACUGUGCUUGUUGAAUGGUCAGUAAAGGAACAGGAAUUUGGAGGAGGUGACAUCCAACCGGAAAGAGAAGCAACUAUUCAAGAAAAAAAUGAAAUGGAAGAAAAUGCUCUGGAGGAAGUGGCUGAGAUAAGUGAAACAUGCGCUGUGAUGAGGGAACAUACAGGAGAAACCACAAGUCUUGAUAUACUGACUGAUGAAAGUCAAAGGCAAGCACCUGACCAUGCAACUGUAGAAAGACAUGAAGAAAUGUCUGAAGAGGUGAGAACACCAGAGACAUCAGACUCCAGAGAAAGAGAAUUUUAUAGUAGCGUCACAAUAACUCCCAAGGCAGAGCUUGAGGUUGAAGCUGAGUAUGUUACUGCAGUAAAACAACAUAUUGCAAAGGAAGAAGAAAAACUGAAUUUAACAGACCUGCCUACAGGUGAGACUGCAGAUGAAGGUGAUCCGAAAGUGGAUGAAGCAAAGGUUGAGUUGUCUGAGGAACUUAAGCAAGUAGUAGACAUCAAGACUAGCUUGGAACCAGAGUGCAGCCAAGUACCUGUAUCAGCAGUCCCUAUGCUAAGUGAUAUAACUGCGGCUGCUGUUCAGUGUGGGAGGGAAGAUGCGACACCCACCUUGGAAUCAAAAGGAAGAGAGGAAACUGUAGCGGAGGCCCUCGUGCAGGGUGAAGUGAUUGAGGCUCCUAUGAAGAAAGAGGAGGAAGAUUCCUUGUUUACUGUAGAAUCAAAAAGCACAGGAGUAAUUACAACACAGCUCCAUAUGCAGAGUGAAGUAACUGAGGUCCCUGAGCAGAGUGAAUUGGAAGAUGCCAGAGCUACUGUAGAAACAACACACAUGGUGGAAACUUCUCCUGAAGCUUCUUUGCAGAGGGAAGUGACUGAGGUCCCUGAGCAGAGUGAAUUGGAAGAUACCAGAUCUACUGUGGAAACAACACACCUGGCAGAAACUUCUCCUGAAGCUUCUGUGCAGAGUGAAGUGACUGAGGAUCCUUUGAAGAAAGAGGUGGCAGAGACUGUGCUUACUGUAGAAUCAGAGCACAUAGAAGCGGUUGUGACAGAUGUCUCCCUGCAGAGGGAAGUCCCUGCGCAGAGUGAGGUGGAAGAUCCUUUCCUUACUGUGGAAACAAAACAUACCAAAACAAUUGUAACGGACAUCCCCACGCAGACUGAAAGAGCUGAGACUGCGAUGCAGAGUGAGGUAGAAGAUUCUUUUCCUGCCUCAGAAUCAAAAUAUUCAGAAACAAUUGCAACUGAGGCCACUAUGCAGACGGAGGCGGAUAAUGCCAUGCCUCCUUUAGAAACAAAAUGCCCAGAAAAAAUAGAAACUGAGUCUGUUUUGCAGAGCAAGGUGGAAGAUGCUGUGCCUACCUUAGAAUCAAAAUGCACAGAAGGAAUCACAGCUGGGGAUUCUGUGCAGAGUGAGGUACCUGAAGUCCCUGUGGAUAGAGAGAGACACAAUGCUUUAGGAUCAAAAUGCAGCGAAGCAGUUGUAACUGAGGCCUCUGUUCAGGGAGACAUAUUUCCUAAAGAAGUGCCAGUUUAUGGAAAGAGAGAAAAAGAGCAUGUGGAAGCAAAACAAAUGCUUUUACAUACAACGAGUUCAAAGGACUGUGAGACUAAGAAAAUUGAAUCUGAGCAAAUGUUGAAAAUGGAAAAAGAUUUCCAUGAUUCUGGAAAAUUGGAAAUUGCACAUGGUGAUACAGUUUAUUCAGUGCAGCAAGAAGUAGUUGAGCCCCAGGAAGAUAUGGGCUCAGCCAUUCCUGAAGUUGAAAGCUCUGAAGCGCAAAAAGCAUCUAUGCCGGUAACAGCUGCCUCAGUUGAAGAGCUUGUAAUUUCUGAAACGGUAAUGCUAAUGGAAACCACAGAUGAAACUGUACAGGCUGUAGCAUCAGUACCUGAAAAACUGACUUCUGAAAUAGUACUAGAUAAAAGCCCUUCUCUAACCCACAUGGAAUGUGAAAAAUUUGAUGGUCAGUUUGUGACUAUAGAAUCUCAAAGUACAAAAAUUGUAUUAAAGAUCAUUCAGACUGCUGUUGACAAACUUGAGAGGACAGAAAAGCCAAUGGCUGUAAGCAUCAUGUCUGAAUCACAGCAGCAGACAGAGUCAACAGACAGAAGCCAAGAAGGUAUAAAUGUAUCUGAAAUACAGAAAUGUGUUCUGGCCGAUCAGCAACUUGCAAAAGGUGAAGAGACAGGAGUGAGCAAAGAACACGAGAUCCAGCAACCAUCUACAAAGGAAAAAGCUACUCUAGAGCGAACAACAGAUGUGCCAGUCACUGCUGAUACAUCUAAAGAGAGAGGCGGUCAGGAUUCAGUAGAAAUUGCAGCCAUCCCUGAAGCGGUUUUAAGUGAAAGUUCAGGCUAUCAAAAGCCAAUAGUAGAAAUUAGUGUUUCAGAAGACUUCACCAAAAAGUCCCUUGAUACAGACCAAUCAGAGCUGAAGAAAAUAGAAGUUAAACAGACAGUGGAAAUCCAGUGUAUACGCCAGCAAAUGCACAUAGAAAGGGAGGAAGAACAUCAUAGCCAGUCAGUGGAAGAUGUGGUGAUGCACGUGGAAGAAGAUGUAAAUAGUCAAGACCCCACAUCUCAUUACCCUGAAAUGAAUCAAAGUCAGAGCUCAUUGGCUUUGACUGACUGACAGGCCUAAUCUGUACUUUUACAUAUUUGCAUUGCAUUUGGAGAGACUAAGCUGUGAAGAUGACAUUAGCCAAAAGUAAAACCUGCUUUCUGAACUUGAAGACCAAUGUUUUUGAACUGGGAAAAUAGACCGUCAAUCUCUGAUGUCAUUCUAGAGAGCAACUGACAAUCCUGAGACAGGAUCAGGAGCUUGAGCCACCACCUUUUACUCUCGGAUGCUAACACUUAACUCUUUUCAAGACUUGUCUUUUUGUUUGGGAAAAAAAUACAAAAAUUGUGACAAUUUCUGUCUGACUGACUUCCAUAGCCUAACCUGAAAAGGAAGCUGGUAAUGCCUAGUUUCUGUUCCACAUUUUCCUCUUCUAACAAGCUUCCAAAACUGAAGUGUAAUUCUUUGCAUAUUUAUAUGUAUAUCUUAAACUUAGUUUGACUUUAACAUAUUUUUCUCUACCUUAGCGUUAAAUACAAUAUGAUGUACACUUGCAUUACACAACGAAUGAGACGCUAAGUGCAUGUGACCAUGGUGAAGCACUGUGAGUGAACUAUGGCAGGCCACAAAUCAUCUGUGUGAAUUUCCACUUAAUAUACACUCAUGCUGUAGUCAAAAGGUGUGACUAGAGCUAAUGCAGACAUACCUGGGCUGGCUUUAUACUAACAAACACAGGCAUUGUUAACAGUCUUGCCAUGGCAGCAAGUGGCUCAAAGAUCACAAAAUGCACCCCAUGCCCUGGGUGAAUUCUUAGGCUGCCAUGUCUACCCUGCUAUACAUUCCUGAGCUUGCUCAUUUUAUAGCUAGGUUAGGUAUAUCUGUGUGAGCAGUCUUCCAAUGGCAAUGGUGACAUACAUUUAAAGGAUGUAAGAAUGGAUAUUUAAGGCAAUACAUUGGUAGCUGUUCUUGCUUCCAUUAAAGAACAUUUGUGGUCAAAAGGUACAAAUUCCUAUUUGGAAACCUGCUGAUGUAAGUUAUUAAGCAGAAAUUAAUUUUGAAUUAUCUCCUCUAAGUACCGGGAGUGAGUGCACUAUAAUUGUAUUGUAUUGAAAACAUUUAAAGUUUGCUUUUUUGCAAUGUAAUAGUUCUAAGAACACCUAGUCCAUAACAAUUCUAUGCUUAUCAUAACAUUUCAAACUGUUCACCAACCCUAAAAUGGCCCUCAUUUGCUCUGCUUAAAUCUGAGACAAAAUAUUGAAAUGUUUUAAUGUUGUAAAGAAAGGAUCAACUUACUUAUUUUUUUUUGCAUUCUAAUGCUACCCUGUGUCCUGGACCACAUAAAUGCUGUGAAAUGAGACUUGUUCUGUAACAAAAAAGGUUUGGUAGAUACUAGAUUAUGCCCACUUUAUAUUUUUGCCCACUUCUUUUCAGAGCAGUGUGUUUCCUAAUGCUCAUGUGCAUUUAGUAAAUUGUGAUUUCUGGGAGUGAUUUAAAUGAAGUCUUUGCUUAUACUUCUGUUUGUUUCAAGACUUAAUAGACCUCCAACACAAUAUUCCUCAUUGCCAGGUACAGUAAACUCUCCGGUAACUGGCACCUUACAAGCCGGCAUGUUCUGUUAACCGGCACGCCAGCCUGUAAGGAAAAGUGAAAUCGGAAGUGCUCACUGUGGCACUUCUGAUUUCUCCGAGCCCGCAUAGCCCGAGUCAAAGCAGCCUGAGCUGCUGAGCCCCCACAUCCUGGGGGCAUAGCAGGCUGUGCAGGGCCCACAGGGCCCAUGGGAGUGUUGGCGAUGCUGUGGGCGGGGCGACGAUGCUGCGGGAGGGGCGGAAGAAGCAGCGGCCCCAACAGGCAAGGACGCCUGUUCGGGCCACUCAGUUAACUGGCAUAUUUUGUUAUCUGGCAUCCCCCAUUCCCGGGGGAUGCCAGAUAACAGAGCUUUUACUGUAAAAAGUUACAAGUAUAGAUCAGCACAGUCACUAAACAGGCCUGGCUUGAAAUAUUAAAUAAUUGAACAAUAAUUAACUGUUGAAAGCAUUCUGUACUUGACCUUCUAGGUACUGAAUAUGCAUAGUGGGCAAGUCCAUACACUUUUUGUUCUGAUUUCUAAAAUGUUAUACUUUGCACUUUGUAAACUUCACGCCAUUCAGGUUGAGCAAGAUGUUAACCAGUAGCUUCACUGUCCUACCUGUAUAGUAAUUUAUUUUAAAAUGAGCUUUUUCAGUGUACCAAAUGUUCUUGUUAUGGCAGGUGCUUGCCUCUCCCAGGGGCUGCACGGUGAGCAAGCAAAAUUUGACUCAUUGCACUGGUGCAAUUGCACCAUCUGGUGGUGGUUUUCUGUAACUUUUAUCUUAUUACUCAGAAAAAAACUAUUAGCCAACUAACUAAUUCACUGCUUGCAAGUGGACAUGGUGGGUGUCUCCUAAAAUUUGUAUAGAACCACAUCUUGCACAACCUUUGCUAAUAUAAGAUGCCUUGAGCCAGAAAGUUUUUAUGCAACCAUUUCAUUCUAUUGCCAAGGGAAGAACCUAAACAUAGAUUCUUGGUUUAUGCAGAUUACUGUGGAAAGUGCUCAAACAAUCGCCACAAAGUAUUGGAGUAGGACAGUAUUGGUCAUCAGGAGUUAGUAACACAAACUGUUAAUCAGUGUCUGCAGUAGUCUCCAUCUAAGUGGUCAUAGUUGUUCUCUGAACAUUUUGAGGGAGGUAGACUUUGUACUUUAAAAAGCAAAAAUUAUAAUUUUUGUCAUUUUUCCAUAUCUCACUUCAUGGCUCCCUGCUGUUCUCCAUGGAACAGAGCUUAAAUUAUUGAACCCAUGAGCUAGUAGAAUUAAUUAAUUUUAUCUGCUUGCUUUUCUCUGAAAAAAAAAAUCUGCCUUUUCCUUCCUGCUGAAGGUUUUAACCAUGGUUUAAUAUUACUUGAAACCUAAACAUGAAAGGCUGUCUGUGCUGAGAUAGGAGCCGGUCUUUAUUUCGUAACUUGUACCACAGACAUGUGAUGUUGCAGUAAAAAAGAUCUAAUUUUAUAUAUCUUUAUACUAACUCUAAAGAGCAACUAAAUACUCAGAAUCUUUCAAUUCUUUUGAUGAAUUCCAUCAUAGUUAACAGAGUUCAAUCAUGCAUGUGAGAUUAGGGGCUCCAUAUAAAUGUUUCUUCGAGAAUAUCUGAUAUUGGACUUUAAACAAAUGUGUAUCUACUCUCCAUUAUAAGGACUUUGACCUGCUACCACACCAGGGACAUAUACACAUAUAUACAUAAUAUGCAGAUUUUAGAAAGAGGCACAUGUCAUUAAUAGGCUGGAUUCUGGAAAGACUCUUGAAAAGACAAGUCUUUUUACGUACGGAAAAGGUCAGCUAUUCACUACAAAAAAACUGGCGGUCAGUGGCAUGACUGGUCCAUGACCUAUAUUAGCAGAGACAUGAUAACCAGAGUUCUCACAAGAGUGGCCAAAUAUAAAGACUUUUCUUACCUCACAGCAAAACGUAUAUGCAUUUAAAAUUGACUUCAAACGAUCCUGACCAUCUUUGUCCAUGAUUAGUGGCAGCUUUUUCCCUUGUCUUUGGAUAAUUCUGAUAACAGCUGUUGGUUCUCGGAGGCUAGGUUGCUUGCAUUAAUUGUGCUCGUUAUAACACCAUGCAAAUGUGAAAUUGGUUUAAGUUUGUACAAACUGCAUACCUAUGUAUGGCAAGCCAUAUUGCAAUAACUGCAACAGGUAAAAGGAAAUACUAGCAUGACCUAUGUAAUCCUGAUUCUAAUGUUUGUAGUUCCAAAGCUGUUAAUAAUAU